GUUAAUAAAUAAAUAUAUGUUUAAAUAACCGGUCAUACGUAAGCCUUCAUUCUUUCCCAACACGAAUAAAUGUUCGGUUUAACUACCGACCGAUAAAAAUCGACUUGCCGGGAUUGGUUGACUCCGUAGAUUAUUUCUCACGUUAGGCAGGCGACGGUGGCGGCCGUCAAAAAGGAAACGCCGCGUACGUCCACGGUGUAUGAACAUCGUCGUUUGUCAAUGUUUUAAGAUGGCGGACGCGAACGAGAAGUUGUUGGCGGAACUCCUGAAAAAGCCUGGGAAUAACGUGUGCGCGGACUGUGGGGCCAAGAACCCGGAAUGGGCGUCUUACAACAUAGGCAUAUUCGUCUGCAAAAGAUGCGCCGGUGUGCACAGAUCAAUGGGAGCACACAUCUCAAAGGUGAAGCACUUGAAGCUAGACAGAUGGGAGGAUUCCCAGGUGAAUAGGAUGCGAGAAGUGGGCAAUGCCGCGGCUAGACUGCACUAUGAGGAACGCGUACCCUCGUGCUAUCGUAGACCAAGCCCAGACGCUCCGCAAGUUUUAGUCGAACAGUGGAUAAGAGCCAAAUAUGAGAGGGAGGAGUUUUGCCAUCCCGAAAGACAGAAUCACUAUGUGUCAGGUUUUAUGGAAGGAUUCCUGAUGAAGCGCGGCAAGGAGGACUCGCGUUACCACCCGCGAAAAUUUGUGCUCUGCGAGGCGGAGGAUACUCUCAAGUAUCACGUUAAAGAGAACAAGGAACCCAAAGCCAUCUUGAGGAUAUCGGAGUUGAAUGUGGCGUUCGUACCAACCAAGACAGGCAAUCAGAACAGUCUUCAGCUGUCGUUUAUGAAAGACGGCACCACGAGACAUAUCUACGUGUACCAUGAGGAUCCGGAAGUGAUCACGAAUUGGUAUCUCGCCAUCAGAUGCGCAAAGCUGCACCGCUUGCAGGUGGCGUAUCCAGGCGCGAGCGAAAACGAGCUGCUGUCGCAGCUAACGAGGGAUUUUCCGCGCGAGGGUUUCCUGUGGAAGACCGGACCCAGGCAUACAGACGCUUACAAGAAGAGGUGGUUCACAUUGGACGGCAGAAAACUCAUGUAUCACGAUGAUCCCAUGGAUGCGCAUCCGAAGGGUGAGAUCUUCCUGGGGCACAGUUCCGAGGGUUUCGCCGUGAAAACGGGAGUGCCGCCGGGCGCGAGGGACCAAGGAUUCUCAUUCACCCUCGAGACACCCGACAGGACUUAUUUGCUCUCUGCGCAAAGCGACGACGACAGGUCGCAGUGGAUCAAUGUGAUCCAAAAAGUAAUCGAUAAGCCACUAACGCCACAGGACGCGAGCGUAGCGGCGAGACUCGUAAGAAAGCGCACAGCCAGUGGUUCGAUGAAUAUAUUUUCGUCUACGAGAUAGGGCUGGAUUCCCCUUAGACGACUUUCUUAAUUAUCGGUAAUAUCGUACGAUCGAAUCGUCGAGAUAUAGACAAAUAUAUGACUCAGCAUGCGCGCACGGCUAUGCCUAUUAUUUACUCAUCCGAGUGCUGUUGCCGUUGAGUCAUGUAUUUACUCAUAUACCUGCGCACGGUAAUGUAGCUUACAUAGAAUAACGCAUAAGACUGCUCGAAGAUUGUUGACAAAAAAAACAGGGAAAAAAAAGUGGAAACUGCAAGCACACAACCGCGCUCCUCGAUGACAUUUUUGCGUUGCGAAGAUGCUUGUGUGUCGCUUUACUGUCUAAACGUAGCUUUUGGACAGUAUCGUAACAAUAUUAUACAAGGGAUUUUUACUUAGCAAUAACGUUGCGUGUGAUACUUGUCUCUGAUAGUGUAAAUGUUCGGACCGAGGAAAACUCUCUUCCACAAACGAUCUAUCGAACUGGCGAGGCUGGUUUAGAAUAGAGAACUUUUCUCAAAGAUUAUUUGUUAAUUCUCUCGCAGUAUUCUCUCUCUCUCCUUUUUUAUAUAUUUUUCUCAGUUGAGAUUCGUUUAAACUUCCAAGAUCGAUAUAAGGCCGCAAGAGUGAUAGCGAUACACUGUACAUAAACAAUAAAUUCUGAGGGCCUAUCACUUCUCAUUCUCGUUAUUUCCUCGAAAGGAAAACACUAUGUUGAAUACUGUGUACAACACGAAGUAUCGCUUUGUGUGUGUGUGUGUGUGUGUGUGUGUGUGUGUGUGUGUGUGUGUGUGGAUAAGGCUACCAUAAACAAAAACACAUUUACCGAAAAGUCAGAAACACUGAAAGUCGAACUGUUUUUACACAUGUGCCAAUCAUGGAUUAAACAUUGUUUUGGUA
Messenger RNA from Dinoponera quadriceps, 2265 nucleotides. Its product is annotated as arf-GAP with dual PH domain-containing protein 1-like. Gene Ontology annotation, biological process: positive regulation of GTPase activity. The record is from RefSeq and is a predicted model, not a curated record. Lineage: Eukaryota; Metazoa; Arthropoda; Insecta; Hymenoptera; Formicidae. The coding region runs from base 200 to 1387 and encodes 395 amino acids. Gene Ontology annotation, cellular component: intracellular membrane-bounded organelle; plasma membrane. The transcript has 6 exons. Gene Ontology annotation, molecular function: GTPase activator activity; phosphatidylinositol bisphosphate binding.